AUGGCAGGCCAGUUCAUGUUCUAUUCUGAAUAUGGAAAACAAACGUUGGGCUGUGUGCUAGGAGCCACUCCCAGCGACCUGGGUUUGGCUCAGACUCUGUUCAGAAGCACACAAGACGCACCACUGAGCCAGAAAGAGAGCGACCAACAGAAGGCUGUUGGACAUGAAAAUAAGAUAGCACCUUAUGAUAUAAGGAUCCCUCAAUCACCUCAAUCAUCCAAUUAUGUCACGCCAACCAUCAAGACUACUCCGCCAGAACUAGAUGGUCGGGCCCCUAAACCUGGACACAGUGUCAAACCAAGCGUUCGGCUCACCGAGACGUCCACACCUCCUUCUCAAUCGCAAACCCUUCCUAACAGAGGAGCAGGACUGCGGUCCGCACCUUUGCAGCAGUCCAGUCCUCGCGGAGGUGUGGGCGGCAGCGCCAGCCUGAGCCGUACAUUCAGCCUGGCCUCCGCAGACCUCCUCCGUUCCAACAGGCCGGACAGUUACCGCACCGAGGCAAGUUCUCCCAGCCAAAAUGAUGUGGUGGUGAGGAGGUCUGGUGUAGUCACCAGAGAAAGACCGAUAUCUGCUAGGCUGGCUGGUUCUUCGCCGCUGCCUGGAGACCCGGGGCACGUAUCCGUGGACCCCCGCCGUCUGUCUCUCGCUCAACCGAGAGAUGAGUUGUCCCUGGCUAGUCCGCCUCCAGUGCACUCUUCGUCUAUGCCGCUGCAGGCUGAACGGGAAUACGUUGGUAGCGGUAGCAGCAGGGCAGGAGCAGUCCGUUCUGCUCCUGCUCAAACCCGAGCUGCCCUCCAUCGUGGCGAGGUGGCCAUGGUGACUCCAGUGCGAGCCGUAUCAGCAUUAAGGCUGAAGGAUUUGGAGGAGGAACCUCGGGAGCAAAGGCAGGCAGAGUCGCCUCUGUUGAAGAAAGCAGACACUGCGAACUUAAGCUACACCACCAAGGAGCAGCCCACCAGUAAACCUGCUUCUCCCGACCCCAACAAUGACCCUCAGACUGUUUGGUAUGAGUACGGCUGUGUGUAGAACCUCAGACUUGGUGAAGAAACACGUAUGAAACUGCACUGUAAACAAAUAAAAGCCCCAGGCAGCUCUGGGAGACUGGUCAUGUCCUUCCUCUCUCCAUCUCUUUAGGUGCUUCAAAGGCACCAGUUGCAUUUGAGGGUCUUGCACAUGUUCAGACUGACCUGAAAAUGAAUUUAUGGGGCACUUGAAUGUAUUUUCCCCCUUCAAUUCCAAUCAAAUGCCAUUGAUUUCCACAGCUCUCCGCAGCUCCAUGGCAGGCCAGUUCAUGUUCUAUUCUGAAUAUGGAAAACAAACGUUGGGCUGUGUGCUAGGAGCCACUCCCAGCGUAAUUACUGAGUAGCGACUGCAUCCAUCUUUAGGAGGCGCAGGACAGUUGCAGGUCCAUCACCGAGCCUCAUAGGGAUCCAUUACAGGAAGCAGCCUCUCUCAUUCGCUCCCAGCUGACAUACCAAACAAUCUGCUCUUUUCUGCUUCUUGUGGGUGAACAUGUAUUUGGUGUAGGACCUGGGUUUGGCUCAGACUCUGUUCAGAAGCACACAAGACGCACCACUGAGCCAGAAAGAGAGCGACCAACAGAAGGCUGUUGGACAUGAAAAUAAGAUAGCACCUUAUGAUAUAAGGUGGAAGAAUUGGUUUUGAGGGGGAAUCUGGAGUACUGGACAUAUUGCCCAGUUUCACACAAGCAUUUAGAGUAGCACUAAAGAGAAAUUGAAGCUCAGUUUGGUGUUUUUGUGUUUUGUUUAGUUUUGUUUUUCCUCAUCAACACACUCAUUUUAUAACACUGCACAACUGUUCUAAUGACCAGAAGUUCUUUUAUUGGUUUAUUUAUUAAUGUCCUUGAGACAAUUAAUGACACUUGUUUGUGUAGUUGUUUUAAUGUGUGUGUAUGCCUCAUUUUUCCAAAAUUGCUUUUUUGUUUUGCGUGGUUGAUGCUUAAGUCUGAUUAUGUUGAACACUGGAAGAAUGGAGUAGUCUCAUUAUACAUAUUUUUUCCCUAAGUGAAGCAUAUAGGUAAAAAAGCCCAUGGAAUCCCAGGAUCCCUCAAUCAUGUCACCAACCAAGCACCCCUUGUUCCCUGUCAGGGGUGCUAUUCUGCCAUCUCGUGUCACCAUCUCCAACUUCUUAUGGUCUGCGGAGGCUUUCUUAAGUCAAGGGCAAGAGCUGAUCACCAAAGGCAAUGGUGUCUUCAUAGAAAUAUAUUUGGAUCAAGCAUUCACACUGGGUGUGUGAACAUUAGGAGAGUGUCCUGUUUGAAUGUGCACAACUACUGCUUAAAUGAUUUUAGAUAUACAACUGUUUUUAUACACUACUGCACAUGAACAUGGAUCAGUACCUGUAAGAUAUUGUGUGUUUGAUGUAAGGAGUAGAUACCCUAACAACCUUUUACACUUAAUGUAAAGUUUAUUGUCAAUGAUAGAAGCCUGUUUAGAGAAAGCUGUUUUCCAAAACCUGCUCUUUGUAAUAAAGCUUUUUUUA
Sinocyclocheilus rhinocerous is the source of this 2505-nucleotide messenger RNA. Its product is annotated as protein Daple-like. Bases 1 to 1029 code for a protein of 342 amino acids. The record is from RefSeq and is a predicted model, not a curated record. The transcript is spliced from 3 exons. Lineage: Eukaryota; Metazoa; Chordata; Actinopteri; Cypriniformes; Cyprinidae.